AUGUCUGACAUUGAGAAGGAGAAAGGUGGAGAGACCGAGCUCCACUCGACCUUUUCCAAGGACAACAUCGACACCGACCAGGUCCUCUCGCACAUCAAGUCCAUCGAUGGCAGAAUCAUCGAUAUCACGGGCGAUGUCGACGAGGCGAUGGAGUAUGCACUGGACGCACAGGACGUCGAGCUUACCGAAAAGGAGGAAAGAAAACUGCUUUUCAAGAUCGACCUCUUCCUCUUACCUCUCAUCUGUCUCCUCUAUGCCUUGCAGUAUAUGGACAAGGUGUCCUCCGGUUACGCAGCCGUGAUGGGCUUGCGGACCUACUACAGUAUGCACGGAGACCAGUACUCGUGGUGUGGUAGUGCCUUCUACUUGGGCUACUUGGUGUUCGAGUUCCCAAUCAGUAUGGCCCUCCAAAGAUUCCCUGUCGUCAAACUCUCUGGAAUUUUCAUUGUCUUGUGGGGUAUGAUUCUCUGCUUGCACGCAGUGCCAAAGAACUACGCCGGGUUCGUCACUUUGAGAACGUUUCUUGGGAUCCUCGAGUCCGCCGUUACCCCUGCCAUGGUCAUCAUCACCGGUCAAUGGUACAAGGCUGACGAACAAUUCUUGAGAACCGCAUAUUGGUUUGCCUGUAAUGGUCUUGGAACCAUCUUGGGUAGUUCCAUUGCCUACGGUUUGGCCAUCCGCGAGGGCUCGUACUCCCUCGAGGCGUGGAAGGUGUUGUUCAUCGUCAUUGGAUGCAUGACCAUCUCUGUUGGUUUCAUGAUCCUUUUGCACAUCCCAGACUUGCCUGUCAAGGCGUGGUUCUUAACCCCAACACAGAGAAAGCAGGUUGUCUUGCGUAUCAAGAGCAACAACCAAGGUUUCGGUAACAAACACUUCAAGAUGCACCAGUUGAAGGAGGCGCUUCUCGACAUCAACACGUGGAUCUGCUUCUUCUACGCGAUCGCCACAGACAUUCCAAACGGUGCGUUGACCAACUUCGGCGCCAUUCUUUUGAAGGAUGUUUUUGGAUACAGUUCCACUCAAAGUUUGCUCAUGAACAUGCCGGGUGGUGCGGUGGAACUCGUCGGCUGCAUUCUCUUUGCAUGGCUCCAGAAGUACUUCAAACAUAAAUUGGCAAUUGCUACAUUUGCUAUGACCAUCACUGUGGGUGCUGUUUCAAUGCUAGCCUUUGCUCUAGAUUCACCAAAGGCUAGAUUGGCCGGCUACUACUUGUACUACAUUUCUCCAGUCGGUACGAUUUGCUGUCUUUCCUGUUUCACUUCGAAUGUGGCUGGCCACACGAAGAAAAUCACUGUCAGCGCUAUGUAUCUGAUCGGCUACUGCGUAGGUAACUUGAUUGGCCCUCAGACAUUCAUUGCCUCCCAAGCUCCAGAAUACAGAGGUGGCCAGAUCUCAAUUGUGGUUUGCUAUUCAAUUUCCGUAAUUGUGAUUGCUUGGUUGUACUACAACUACUGGUCAGAAAACAGAAGAAGAGACAGACUCCUUGCCGAAGGUGCUUUGGAGAUUCCAGACAUCGAGAAUAUUGAGUUUGCCGAUCUAACUGACAAAGAAAACGUCAAAUUCAGAUACAAAUUAUAA
Molecule: messenger RNA, 1578 nt
Organism: Pichia membranifaciens NRRL Y-2026
Lineage: Eukaryota; Fungi; Ascomycota; Pichiomycetes; Pichiales; Pichiaceae
Exons: 1
Coding region: 1-1578 (525 amino acids)
Biological process (GO): allantoate transport; transmembrane transport; tripeptide transport
Cellular component (GO): plasma membrane
Molecular function (GO): dipeptide transmembrane transporter activity; allantoate transmembrane transporter activity
Source: RefSeq, a predicted model, not a curated record